Stegodyphus dumicola is the source of this 2551-nucleotide messenger RNA. RefSeq names its product alpha-1,3/1,6-mannosyltransferase Alg2 (gene Alg2). Gene Ontology annotation, cellular component: endomembrane system. Gene Ontology annotation, biological process: dolichol-linked oligosaccharide biosynthetic process. The record is from RefSeq and is a predicted model, not a curated record. NCBI's taxonomy places the organism in Eukaryota, Metazoa, Arthropoda, Arachnida, Araneae, Eresidae. Gene Ontology annotation, molecular function: GDP-Man:Man(1)GlcNAc(2)-PP-Dol alpha-1,3-mannosyltransferase activity.
UCAACAAAUGACGAUUUGAUUUUGAUGAUGCUUCGUUAGCGAAUAUGUGUAUACCAUUGCAUUUCUGUUUCUUACUUGAAUUUACAAGAUGAAGAUUGCAUUUCUGCAUCCUGAUUUAGGUAUAGGUGGAGCGGAGCGGCUAGUAGUAGAUGCUGCUUUGGCUUUGAAAUCUAAAGGGCAUGAAAUUCGUAUAUUUACUGCACAUCAUGAUCCCGAACAUUGUUUUGCCGAAACUAAAGAUGGAUCUCUUAAUGCAGUUGUUGUAGGAGACUGGUUACCUAGGAGUAUUUUAAGUAGAUUUAUAGCUCUGUGUUCAUAUUUUCGUAUGAUAUAUGCGGCUUUCUAUCUGAUAUUUUUUAGUAACUAUCGUCCUGACAUCGUGAUAUGUGAUCAAGUGUCAGCAUGCAUUCCAAUUUUGAAAUGGAAAGGAGCAAGAGUUAUUUUUUAUUGUCAUUUCCCUGAUAAACUACUGACAGAGCGGAAGAACUGGAUCAAAAAAUUAUAUCGUUUACCAUUAGACUGGUUAGAGGAGAAAACUACAGGAAUGGCAGAUACCAUUCUCGUGAACAGUAAUUUCACAGCCAAAGUGUUUCGACAGACAUUUCCCAGUUUAAAACAUGUAAAAUUGGAAGUAGUUUAUCCAACCAUCAAUGUGAACAGUAUACUCCGUCCUCUUCCUAAUAGCGAUUUGGAAGUUAAAACAGAUGCAACCACAAUUUUCCUAUCUUUGAAUAGAUAUGAGAGGAAGAAGAAUAUAUCUUUAGCAAUUGAUGCAAUGAAGUGUAUGCAGAAGAUGAUGCCAUUUAAAGAGUUUUUAAAGAUUCAUCUCAUUAUUGCUGGAGGAUAUGAUGAGAGAGUGGCUGAAAAUCAAGAACAUUAUCAGGAAUUAAAAAAUUAUGUUGAAUCCCUUGAAUUAGAAAAAAAUGUAUCAUUCCUAAAAUCACCUAAUGAUGAUAAAAAGAGGUUAUUAUUUCAUUGCAGUACAGCUGUCUUGUACACUCCUUCCAAUGAACAUUUUGGUAUUGUACCUCUGGAAGCCAUGCUCCUAGGACGACCAGUUUUAGCAUGCAACAGUGGGGGUCCUUUAGAAACUGUUGUGCAUGAAAGUACAGGUUUUCUUUGCAACUCAACACCUGAAUCAUUUGCAGAAAAAAUGAUUUUACUUACAAGAGACCACAGCCUAGCUCGUGAACUGGGUGUAUCUGCUACAGAACAUGUUCGUAAAAAAUUUUCUUUUCAAAAUUUUGCUACAAAACUUAAUUCAAUUAUUGAAAAAAACUAAAAUUUGUAUUAUAUUUUUUUAAAUAAUAUUUUACUAUAGCGUAACUGCUAUCCCCCAGUUUCUUUCAUCACACAUUCCAUCCUCCCAGUAGAUCACUGAAUAUCCCAGCUCGCAGCUUUUAGCCUUUAAACUUAGGAAAGGGUUUCAUAUGAAUAGAUUAAAUUUAUUGAAUUAAUGAAACUUCAGUUCUUAAAAUUUCAUUCUCCCACCCCAUAAUUAUUUUCAGCAUAAUUUUCUUUUUAAAUUUGUUUUUAUUUAAAUUGUUUCAAUGUAUUGUAGACAUUUAUUGAACUUUAUAUGAAGAUUCAAUCAUUGUUUAAUCAGUUAAUAUUUGUAUUUAAUUUUGUUUUACAUUAAUGUAUGGUAUAUUAUUAAAUUCGUCCACUCAAUAGUAUGUUAAUUAAUUUUAUUUUCAUCAUAUUUGAAGUUAUUUUUAUAAUAAAAGCUUUACUGCCAUACUUAUGUGUGUGAAAGUAUCAGGAAAUUACAAAGUGAAAUUAGCUAAAAAUUAUAAAAUUUAGACUAUUUAAUAAAAUAUUGAUAUAUUUUAUGUCAGAAUUAUAUUAUAAACAGCUGAGUAACCUGAAUCAGGCAUUAUAAAAUGAAUUUAAGUCAGUUCAAAGUUCUUUUAAGUGGCAUUGCCAGGCAGCAUAAAAACUCACAGUUUUUUAGAUUUCAAGUUUCAUAGCUAUCCAUUAUAUUCAAGUGUCUACAGAUCUUCUCUGAUUUCACCAGCAACCUUGAAAAUCGAUAUUUAACAGCUGAACUGUAGUUUAAAAUUGUGAACCUCUUAUCAAGUUCAAAUAGUUAAAUAACCUAAAAAUAUUAUUAUCCGAACUGUACAGAUUAAAACUCAGUCAGAUUAACAGAGACCACAGCCGACUCAGUUAACUAGAGUUCUAUGUAUUUGAUCAGUUCAGUUUCUCUAAGUAUUUGAACAGUUCAGUUUCUCUGAGUGCAAAGUGCGAUAGUUUCUAUAUUUUUCUGUUUUAUUCCAUAAUAUAGUCAUUACUAUGAUGGGGGGAAAAAGGAAGAAACAUUCAGUAUGACAUUUAACUGAAAUUUUUACAAAUAUGUAGUUUAAAUUACUGUCUUUUGAUUUGACAGCAGUGGUAUUGUUAUCUUAAAUCCAUAUUGCAUUUACAGUUCAUUUAUACAGUCAAAAGUCGUUAAUUCGGAAUGAUCUAUAAUCCGGACCUCAAAACUAAAAACUUUCUGCGCAUGCGCCGCGUUGACACUCGCAUAGGGGUUACGCGUGCGCGUAAGACC